AUGGAAGACCAGGCCACGAUCUGGUACCGGAUCAACGAGACGGGCGAAACCAAUGUCGUGGACAUUCCGAAGGGUAAGAUGAUUGGCCAUCUGAAGACUGCCAUCCAGCAGCAGAAUCCAUCAUUGGAUGUGAGCAAGAUCACCAUCUACCAGUCCGAGCAGCACUUCAAGGACAAGAAGCAGGCGCUGAAACCCACAGCAGCGAUCGCGGAGCCCCAUGGCAAGAAUGGCGACAACCCGCUCUACAUCCACUACGAGCAGCCAUCAACAUCAGCAUCAAGUACAGACCAGCUGGAGAUUGCCAAGAUCGCCCGCACCACCCAAGAAAUUGCCCAAAAGCAGGAUGAGAUUGCCGAAAGGCAGGAUGAGAUUGCCGAAAGGCAGGAUGUUUUCGCAGGCCUGUUGUGCAGAAUCCGCCCAGCUUCCCACAGUACCUGGAACCCGCGUUGGAAGGCCACGGUGAUGAAAGCGUAUGGGGUGCAGUAUUGCGUUGUCUUGCAUGCCCUGCGGGAGAGUUGGAGAGCUGACAGCCCGCACCAUGUAUGGUACUGGCCGUUCGAGGACAUCAAGAUCAGCACCGUUGGUGACCACAUCUUUCCAAAAGACGAAGUUGACGGGAACCUUGCAAGGCAGUGUGAGAUCGAUGUCAAUGAUCCAAGGAACGGUUUGCCUCUCCUCAAGCACAUCGAAGAGAAAUAUGGAUGUGGCCACAUUCAGAUUGUGCUGCUUAGCGAGACUCCUGGUGGCGGCAUGGAUGUGCAGGUUUUGGUCGCCAGGGAUAUUAAGACUGAUCCCAUCAUGACCUCUGACGAUGCUUGGCACGGCCUUCCGCGCCGCGAGAUCUGGCUCCAUUGCCGCAGGAUUACCUUUGGCGACUUGCAUGGCCUGAUAGUGCAUUUGGCGCAGUGCCCUUACAGGCGCAGCCUCUAUCACAAAGCAGCAAUGGCACACGGCGAGCAUUCGGAUGAGUUCGCUCAUCCGUCGCAGAACAUGGAGACGUACCGCACGGGGUGUGACAAGAUGCAGUUGAUAGAACGUUUUUUCCGGUCACAGCAUCACAUCCUGCCAUCGACAGCGUAA
Molecule: messenger RNA, 1080 nt
Organism: Symbiodinium sp. CCMP2592
Lineage: Eukaryota; Dinophyceae; Suessiales; Symbiodiniaceae
Source: the annotation of a GenBank genome assembly